Messenger RNA from Phalacrocorax carbo (great cormorant), 2118 nucleotides. The record is from RefSeq and is a predicted model, not a curated record. Lineage: Eukaryota; Metazoa; Chordata; Aves; Suliformes; Phalacrocoracidae.
CGCGUGCGCCCGGGCGGCGGCGGCGGCGGCAUGUGGGCGGCGGGGGCGCAGCGGCGGGCGGGCCUGGCGCUGGCGGCGGCGGCGGCGGCGGCGGCGGCGGCCGUGCUGGCCCUGGCGGCGUGGCGGCGGCGGCGGCCCCUCCGUGAGGUGCUUUUCUUCCCCUCGCCUCCCAGCUGCACCGAGGCGCUGCUGGCCGAGGCGACGGAGCCCGGCGGGGCGGCCCGGCCCUGCCCCUGCCCGCUGCCCCGCGGUGACUGCUCCCUCAGCCGCCUCCUGCGGCGCCUCCUCUCCGCCCGCCGCUCCCUCGAGAUCUGCCUCUUCGCCUUCUCCAGCCCGCAACUGGGACGCGCCGUCCAGCUCCUCCACCGCCGCGGAGUCCGGGUCCGCGUCGUCACCGACGCGCAGUACAUGGGGCUCCAGGGCUCCCAGAUCGGCCUCCUCCGGCACGCCGGGAUCCAGGUGCGCCAUGACCAGGAGAACGGUUACAUGCACCACAAGUUUGCCAUCGUGGACGGGAGGAUGCUCAUCACAGGCUCCCUCAACUGGACCACCCAAGCUAUCCAGAACAACCGGGAGAACGUGCUGGUCAUGGAGGACGCCGAGUAUGUGAAGCCUUUUCUGGAUGAAUUUGAAAGGAUUUGGGAAGAGUACAACCCCAUCAACUACAGAUUUUUUUCCAAAGGCAAUAAAUGAUUAAGCUGCCUCACAGGGCUGGUGGAGUACUCAGCAGCUAGCAUCUGUGGACUUCAUUAUUAUGUAUAGACAUCAUUGUAUGAUCCAUCUGGGUGUAACUUAGGUAAACUACUCUGGAGGAGCAAAGUGCUCUCUACCCUAAAGUGCCCCAGGUCCCUUGCUGUGGGUCAUUCCCUCUAGCAACUGUUUGGUGAGUUGUUUUCUGAUAGGACAGCAUUCAUAGAGCUUAAAACUACAGGCAGGCUCAUUGCCGUGCCCUGGCGCAGGUGAGGUAUGUUUGCAUGGUGCCGGGUGGGCGUUUUCAAUGGUGAAACGGGCGUUUUCUAGCUUGGCAUACUGAAGAAUGGAAUUGGAGCCCAAAGGAUCCUCUAUAUGAGUAACUCUAAAGAAGAGUUAAGAGGGCUACAGCAAAGCUAGAGGUUGCAUAGAGCAAUUAAGCACCCUAGUUGCGUUUCUUGUUGGCAUUAAUUGUUGCGAGUUUGUAAAUGGGAAUUUGUGGGAAAUAUGAAGGCAGGAAUUAGCAGUACAUUUCAGUUGGACACGUUUCCUUUGGUUUAAGAUUGGCAGAGUUCCAGCGUAAAAGCAUGAGAACACAGUGCUGGCAGCUCGUCUUCCAGCAAGCAAGUGUAGGGAAGUCUGGAAAAGAAUGAGGGAAACUCUUCUUUGAGAUCAGUCGGUCUUGAGAGCAGACAGGGCUGGAGCUGGGUCACUGACUUCAGAGCGGUGGAGGGAAACCCCAGUUCGGUCAGGUGGGGACACCGCGUCCUGCUCUGGCUCGGUGACCUCGACCACCUGUGUUGGUGGCAGCAGGGAGGGGGACAGCGAGUGGGUAGCAAGAGGGAGGUAAGGUCUCUGGCCCUACGGGUCGGGGUGGAACAAAGAGGAGUGUAAACAUAAGAAUUCCAGAACUCUUAAGUAGUGUCUGUGUAAGAAUUACUUUAUGCUGAAUAUAAAGUGCCUCAGAAUCUCUCAAAAUGAAAAAAGGACGUAGCAUUUUGUUACCAGUUUUGCUUGAUGCAGUAGUGCUGAUUGGCACUAUUAAAUAAACGGUUUUCACAGAAAAGCUCACCAGCAUCUUCUGGUGUUUGCACUCCAGGUAGCCCUUGUGGGUUGGUCGUUCCAAAGAUCCAAAUAAUUUAAAAAUCGUGUAGGUCAUUAGGUGUUAUGUAGGAUACAUGGCGUACAUCAACAGAUUGCAGCUUUGCUCUGUUGUUUGAGAAAGCUGGCACGGGUCUGGGGGAAAAAACCUGCGUUUCUGUCAUCUGUGGCGUAGCAGCUCAGAGGCAGCUGAGGAAGUUCAUUACGUAGUAACUCCUGUUCAGCAGUGUUAGACUUAUACUACUUUAAACAUGUUAUUGCUAUUAAAAUGCUACCUGUUGCAUUUUCUUUGUGAAGCGUGACUAUAAAAUCAAACGGCUCACUGGC